AGUCUCGCCUCGGCGUGCCCAGGAAGCGGACGUGAAGAUGAGAGGUAUUUGACCGUUACCCAAAACAAGUUUCAUUUAACUAUGUGCAGUGGAUAGAUGUCGUUGCAUCAAUGGUGACCAAAACAAACAGAUCGCAGCACUGAACCUCUCAUACCGGUUGGUGUUUGAGAGGCGGAGAGUGUUUAGUGUGUGUAUCGGUGAUUGGUGUCAAGUGGGGUUAGUGAUGUUGCUGCUCACAGAUGAGUGAUUCUCAACUGCACAGAGAUAAAAUGGCGCCCAAUUCUGAGGAAGACGGACCUCGUCUGACUUCAGUUAAAGACGGAAUUUGGGGUAACCAUGAAGACACCAACAAUAAGGAACAACAGCGGCCCCCCGUGUAUAACCCCGAGGAUUACGCCGUGUCUUUGCGCAAAUGGGGGCGCCGGUCAGGUGGCGGAGCCCAACUUUAUGGUCCCGGCUCCCCCGUAGAGGCGGAAUCUCCCGACGUGGCACACAAGAGCAAAAACUUACCUACCCUUAACGCACAACACAUCCAUCAGGCAUCUCCUGGACACAGCAACAAGGACUACCGGAACCCCAUCCUCACACCCACCACACCCCAGGGCGAGGAGAUGAGCCUCAGACAGUUCUCCAGUGUCACCGAGCUACUGGGCAAACUCAAGGCAGAUCUCAGACUUGCGUUCCCGAGCUUCGUCCAAGAGUUCAUCGGUGAUCCCUUGGACGGAGUCACUCUUCUUUUGGAGCUGCUCCGAGCUGUGCAGCUGAGUCAGGCGAACCAGCAGACCCGUUUUCCUCCCCCAGUACUGAGACGCGCCCUGCUGGACGAGCACUCGUGUCUCCAAUGUCUCCAUAGCUGUCUUCGUUGUCCUGAUGCAGCCAGAAGACUUGCUGCCUCACCGGCUGGUCUCUUCACUCUUGCUGUCUGCAUCAUGAGUAACGUUAGCAAGUCGCGCGUUAUAGCGCUAGAGCUGUUGACAAAAGCGUGCGAACCUCCGGGUUAUGGGCAUGGACCUGUGUCAGAAGCUCUCUCCACAUUGCGUUUACGUUUCGGGGAACCGGUGCGAUUUCGCUUUCUGGUGGGCAUGUUGAAUAGUGCUGGGGGCUGCCCAGAGUUGCACGCAGCAGGCCUCAGGUUCAUCAACACACUGGUAGAGACAGCACCAAAUCCACAGAGCAGAUUAUACUUGCAGGCCGAGCUCGAACAGGCAGGCUUCCAUGUCAGCAACAUGAGAAAGAUCCUGCCUUCGAAUCUAACUGCGGCAGAACACGUAAGGACUGAGUUGUCACGAUGGGAGAACAACUAUACAGAUGUGUCAGUCCUGAAGACCAGAGCAGAACAGGCGGAGAGGGACAAGGAGACUCUGGUGGAAAAGGUCACACUUCUGGAGCGACGUAUUCAGAUACUGCAGGAAGAGAAAGGCAUACUGUUGUCUCUGGAACAGUGCCUGAAACAAAGGUGCUCCGAAUUGGAAGAAGAGGUGGCUACUCUCCGUUCCUCCCAGUCAUCCAAACGGCAGCACGGGAGUAAGGGUACUGUUGAAGACUCUUCUAAACAAGGAUCUGGUUCCACUCCAGCUGAGGAUGAAGGCAUCAGUUCUUCAGACCAAGAUCAGUCCCUGUCUCAGGAUGAAGACUCUGGUGACAUUGAACGAGAGCCAAUGGUAUAUGAACUAUUUGCUGUCCAGAAUGACACAAUCCUCGUUGAGAGAAAUGGAUUGAGAAAAAAUGGAAAUAAUGACAUCGUCAUGAAAGAAACAAGUGUAGAUCAACUAGAUGAUGAUGAUGACGUGUCAAAACGUGGUGAUGAUGAUGAUGAAGAUGAAACAACAAUUGAUGAAGUUAUAGAAGAAUUAAGGAACAUUAUAAACGAUGCUGAAACAGAAGCAUAUGCAGCUGAGGCCGCUGAGAAAGCUGCAGCAGUUAAAAUGAAGCAGAAGGAGCUUGAAGAGAAAUGGGAUGAGGCAAAGAAAAAGACUAAGAAAAUAGACUUAGAGACAGGUAAGAACAAAAAUCAUCAUAAAGUAUCACCUUAUCAACAUCAUCACCAUCAUCAUCAACAACAAACUGAUUCCAAGAAACGUUCUUCUGGGAAAUAUGGUAAGCAAGUGACAUCUAUAGAAAUCCAGCAUCCAUCAUCAGAAGCUGAGGUUGAGAUCGUACCAACAUGUCUUCUGCCACAACCGCCAAGAAGAGCUCGAAGUCUGGUUCAUUUACUCCUGAAUCCAGGACGGGAUGUCUAUAUUGAUGAUACUGGAACUGGUCAGAAUCCCUUCUUUGAUGAUGAAACUCCAAGUCACACCAGUGAGGAAGACUCUGAUUCGCUACUGAGUGCUGCCAGAGAAAGAAGCACUACUUCAACAGCUACUGGAAGUACAUGUUUUCAUAAUAAGGAUAUUCAAAGGACAUGCCUUGUUGAUACCAGCGAGACAAGCAAGGGAAGCGGUCAUUUGCUUCAGCUCUUCCAACAGCCCUGUGGAAAUGAUGAUUAUAGGUACAAGGUAACAGAUAGUAAGACCAGCACCUCUGCAAAACAGUGUAGCCUCCAGAGCGGCAAGGAAAGCAGUAAGAGAAACAGUGGUAACACAAUACAGAAUAUGAAGUUCAAGGCCAAUAAUAAAGCCUCAGCUGCUGUGGUUAUUAAACACAGUGAGUCCUUCCAUUACAAGAGCCAUGAAGAACAGCAUCAGCGGGCUAAAAACAACGGCCAACAGGAAUGCCAGUAUAAAACAAAGGAGGAAGUAAUCGAUAAUCAGAGAUUCUCAUCAAAAGAGGACGUUUCUGAGAACAGAAGAUUAAUACAAAAAGAUGAAGUUUCAGGAAAUAGAAGGCCAUCAACAAAGGAUGAAAUUUCAGGCUGUAGAAGAGUAAAAUCAAAGGAAGAUUUUUCAAGAAGCAAAAAUCUAAGGUCAAAGGAUGAAAGUUCAGAAAGUAGACCAAUUUCAAGACAAAAGUGUGGAAGUUUUGAUGGUUUAUUUUAUGUGACAGAUCUCUCAAAUUCUCCAGAAAUAACUCCAAAACAAAAACAUCAGAGAUCACCGUCUUCGGAGACGAAUUUUUCUGGUGCACAUAAAGAAUUGGUAAACCCAUCAUUUUCUGCAAAGAAACUGAAGUCAAAGAGCUUGGACCGCAUUGAUGAAGGAUUAGAUUCGCUUGUAGAUAUUGUUAUGACUUCAUCUGACCGAGGACGCAGUAGAACGAGCAGUGGAAGAGGCUCAACUGAGGACUGGAGCUUAGAGUGGGGAAAGAGUUAUCUUGAAUCUCGGUCCAGAAGGAGUUUAACGGAUGCUGCUGUGGCUUACAGCACUCCCCCACCUGUUGUCAUUGUACCAAGGUCAUCAUCAUCUCACAACCAUCAUUCAUCACAGCCAUCAUCCUUGCAGUCAUACAGAGACUGCCAUAACAUUUGCUUCCCCAGGCAUCAUGAUAAUGAACCCUCUGCAGUGUCUAGCAAUAAACGAUAUCCUCCAGAUGGAUCAUGUCACCCACUCUUCCUUCCAUCAUCCCCUAGCAAAGGGAGUUCUUUUGAAUCCAUUCCUCAGCUGAAUCACCAAUCACCAACAAACUCCCAUAGUAAAACUGGUAUAACCAGCAGUAAGUCAUUCGUCAUCAAGAGAGGACAUAUAAAUGCAGGGUUAUAUUCAGGGUUUCAUGUUAACAGGGGCUCACCAGCACAUAUGCUGAUGAAGCCACAAAUGGUGACACCUGCGAGAGAGUACUGUAAUAAGUCACACUCGUCACCUGUUAGCUCUCGUAAUUCAGGUCAUAUGCCACCGGGAAAAGUCACAGACCUUCCUUCCGGACUGUACUGAGAGCACAAAUUCAAGCCAUUUUCUGUGUGCAUUACUGUCUGUUCCAGGUUUUGGCAGUGAUAUUUAACUUAUAUGCUCAGAGUUUUAUUACUGGAAUUGGAAAUGUUGUCUGUGCAGAGGUGAAUACUGAAUAGAGGAGCCAACAAAAUUGUGGAGGUAUAUCAUGCUCCAACUGCCCAGCAUUCAUCUCACCUAAUGAUUCUCUAAAAAUUUCUAACUGCAGUUAAUUAUUGACCUGAUUCUAUUCCUGUUAUCAGGAUAUUGUUUAUAAUUACACAGAUAGGUAUUUCUUCUUUGUUGUUUAUGUCUUCAUUGUUACUGGUAGUCAAACCCAGAAUCCUUUGAGCAUUAGAAAUUUGCGUUGACCACAAAACAAAGUGUUGCCUACCUUGUUUUGCUAGAUGAGCAAGGACUCCUCCUCCUCCUCCUCUUCCUCUUCCUCUUACUCUUCCUCUUCCUUCUGUACUCAAUACAACAUAUUUUUUGGUCAUGUUUCCUCUGUUAUUUGUUUAGUAUGGCCACACCAUCUCAAUGCUCUAUGUUCUAUGUCUCUAAAUAUUAAUAAAGUGAUAUCCAUUUUGUGUUUCAUGCCUCACUCUGUUUUCCUUUGCCAUCUGAAAAAAAUCUUUAAUACUGGAAUCACUGAUCCUUAUUUUAGCUUGUAAUUCAUCAAUCAAUAGCCACAUUUCACCUCAAUUAUAACAGAAUGGUUUAAACUACAUAUACUGUGAACAAUUAAGAAAGCAUUAUGAAUAUUUUUAAAUUUUUGUGGAUAAAAGAGCCCGUUCUUAGAACACCAAGCUGCCUCUGGGCAUGUGGUUUCCUCUAGUAUUGAAAAUAAAAGCAACAGAACAAUCCUGAUUUCAGGCUUUCAUAGUGGUUCAUUUUUAUGUUGAUCCCUCUCUUGGGUAUUUGCACCAUCUGGAAGUGGACUUUGUUGCCGAUGUUCUGGAGGAACUGGCAACCUCCAUUUAUGGAAUAAAAAUUCAAGGUGCAAAUACCUGAAAAGGGGCAAUCAUCAAAAAUAAAAUAUUACCUUUCAGUAUAAUUACAAUCACCUGAUGAUGACAGUCUAUCAGAAUCCUGAAUUGUGUACGAGUAUAUUGCCGCAUGCUAGUGACUACACAACAGUGUUUUUAUUGGUAAUUGGAUUUAUUGAACGCUUAUAAACAGUAAUUACAACUAAAUAUAGUGCUCUCACUAAAUCACACACUUGACUUCUCAAUACAGCACAUGCUUAGCCCUCUCAGUUUGUCUUCACUAGACGUUUCUAGCUUUUGGCUCCUAACAACAUAGCUUCCUCAGCUUCUGUGUUUACAUCCUUAUGGGCUGGCAACUAUCUCACAACUGACAGCUUCAAGCCAAAGGAACAUUACAAGUGAUGGUCAGUUGGCCAGUCGGUCUCGGAGUCAUAUCCCUCACAACCCUAUGGGCCUCCAUGGCCUUUUACGGGGAUACCUUCACAUUUUUACUAGAUAACAGGAGAAUAUAAAAACAGUAAAAAACUAGUUAGGUGAAAAAUUACUAAAUGGUAUGGGCAUUUCUUAAAUGAAAGAAUAAUGAUUACCGUGCCAGGCACUGGAAUGGAGUCCGGUAGGACAACAGAGAAAGAGUAGACAGUCUAGAAUAAGAAUACAGUAAAACUAAUGAAGGAAUAAGCCUGCCAAGGGAAGAUGAAAAUUGUGAAAUAUGAAAAUAUGGCCUGGGUAACACAUCAACAAAGCAGAAGGAUAUAUCACAGUGAGACCUGCAACUUUUUUUGGAACAAUUGUGUGCUGAAUAUUUAGUAGAAUCAAAGAAAUAGUGUCUGAUGUCAAGCAGAAUGAUAUCUAUUGUGUGAUUAACUUUGCAACAGCGCAUUUUAUUCUGCAACAAAUCAAUAUCAAGGCCAAAAAGGAUUGAAAAAAUUCCAUUCAUAAAAUGUGUGCUAUAUUUAUAUUAUUCCAUUCUUUUUCUUAUUUAGACUAACAUUAGGAUUUAUUUCAUAGUUAAAAAUUAUGUUUUAAUAAUAACAGAAUUACUGCUUUAGCAAAUAAGAAUUUUAUAAAAAUGUUAUUAAAAUGUAACAUAUAUUUAUACUUAUGAUACUUACGAGAUAUAUAUCAGAGUGCAAUAUUUAUAGAUUUUAAACUAGAUAUAUAUACAUAGAGAUGGAUAAAGCUUAACAUUUUAAAAUAUGUACCUGCCAUAGUAAUACUGAGAAGUCAUAUUUUACAUACUGUCUUACAACAUGUUGCUGUGUGGUUGACAGUAGAAAACUGACACAUUUUAGUCUGCAGUUCAUCAUUUAUCUAAAUUGGUGAAAUAAUAAGAUUUCAGGUUCUCAUGGCAUGACGUAUCCAUAUCAUGGUCCUCUGGGAUAUAAUGCUGUGUAGCUUAACAGAUGUGAACCAAUCGUCUCAAAUGUGAAGUUGUGUACCUUGUGAUAGGUACCACUAUACCACACCACAUAGCAUCACAUCCCAGGUGACACUGAUCUCAAUGUGUAACUGUUCUUAAUUAUUUCUCAUAUGACUCCAUAAUGUAAUGACCACUCAGCAUUUUAGUUGGCGAUGUCAGUAUGUACAUAAUUGCAAUUAUGGAUUCACUGAGGUGGAAAUUGUGUUUAGAAUGUAUAGAAAUUUAUAAAAUACCCUUGUUUCUUCAUGGCAGCAAGUGAAGUGACAGAAAUUUAUUUGCUGUUUUUAAUUAUUAUAAAAUUUUUUGAUAUGAAGUGUCUUAUGUCAUGGGGAUGCAAUAUAACAGUAGCAGUUUUUGUGUGCAUUUCAUUAUGAAGCAGAAUGGUAUGGGUGUAGUGAUACAUUGGUCUUUUGACAUUGUGUAACUUCUUAAGUUGAAGUAUUGCUCUUAAAUAACCUAAGAGUGAAUUAUAUUUUAUGUGUGUUCAAUUUAAAAUUUCAUGUUGUACAGUGCUUUCCUUGUUACUAAUUUAUUGUGUAAUUGAAGGCACAUUGAAACUUUUGGAAAGCCAGAGAAUGGAAACAAAUUCUAUGAAUAAUACAGAUAUGAAGUGAUCAUAGGGUGAUUAUAAACAUUACAACAAAGUCAAUGUUCUUUUUCUAAGAAAAAUUCUAGUACUCACAAUUGUUGUGUAGAUUCAUCACCUUUUCAAGUUUUUUGACAAAGAAAAAUAGAUCUUGUAAUAUCAAGAAACUGAUUUCACGUUUGAAAGCCACCAGCAUGACUACAUCUUGUCUAUAUAGCUUGCUAAAAUGAAAUUAAUUUUCAGUCCAUUAUUUUCUUUGUUUUAGUAAAGGAUUUCUAUUUUAUUUGUUAGACUUAUUUGGCAGCACAAUGUCCCACUGUACAUUACCAGAAAGACAUCCUUUCCUCAGAACUCAGAAGUGCCAAGUGUACCAUACAUUUACUUCAUCCACAACAAACUAAUCUUUCAAAGUUUUCAUGCAUCAUCAUAAGGUUUCUUGGAGCUCACCUACUCUGAUUUUAUUAUUAUUAUUUCAAUCUUUCAGUCAUAGUAGAUUUUUAAGUACACUAAGAAAAUUAAUAAAAUUUUUACAAAUACAGGUAAUAUUGCAACCACACUGUAGGGUGACUUCUGAUGGUAGUAACAUUUCUGUUUUCAGUAAAAUUAUGUCUUCAAAUAUAACUUUCCAACAGAAUCAGAUUUACAAUGAGACUCUGAAUCACAGCUGUUAAUUUCAAGAUAUUUAUUUAUUGUACUAAGAUUGUCUAUUAUUAUAUCCUAGAAAUAUAUCACAUUUUUGCAGAUUCAUACUACUUGCUGUCAUGUAUAUACGUAGUACAUUUCCAUUUAAAGAUGUAUGUUCAGUAUUACCAGUUAUAUUUUUAGCUGUAAUGGAAUUCAUUCAUUCAUCAGUAAUCUGUCAAGACGACAGGUCCACAGUCUCUUCCAAAACAGUUCCUCCA
Messenger RNA from Cryptotermes secundus, 7697 nucleotides. RefSeq lists its product as uncharacterized. The coding region runs from base 240 to 3809 and encodes 1189 amino acids. The record is from RefSeq and is a predicted model, not a curated record. Gene Ontology annotation, cellular component: cytosol. Gene Ontology annotation, molecular function: actin filament binding; small GTPase binding. Gene Ontology annotation, biological process: regulation of cell shape; cortical actin cytoskeleton organization; cell migration. The transcript has 7 exons. NCBI's taxonomy places the organism in Eukaryota, Metazoa, Arthropoda, Insecta, Blattodea, Kalotermitidae.